Manihot esculenta (cassava) is the source of this 2519-nucleotide messenger RNA. Its product is annotated as elongation factor Tu, mitochondrial. The record is from RefSeq and is a predicted model, not a curated record. The transcript has 12 exons. Lineage: Eukaryota; Viridiplantae; Streptophyta; Magnoliopsida; Malpighiales; Euphorbiaceae. The coding region runs from base 111 to 1466 and encodes 451 amino acids. Gene Ontology annotation, biological process: mitochondrial translational elongation. Gene Ontology annotation, molecular function: GTP binding; translation elongation factor activity; GTPase activity. Gene Ontology annotation, cellular component: mitochondrion.
GAGAACAAAAACCCCAUUUUCUCUAAAACCCUCGACAGUAAAACCUCCACUGUCUAUCGUCUCCGCCUCUCUCCGGACGUUCUCCGUUUCUCUAGCAUCAUUUCCUCUCAAUGGCUUCAGCGGCUCUCCGGCAUCCUAGUUCCAAACGCCUUUUCCCAUGCUCUUCUCAAAUCUACUGGUGCUGUAGAGGAUCGGAAUCCACUCAUUUCUCAAUCUCCAAUUCUCUCUAUGCGAAUGACACAACCUCUGUCUCAGCUGGUUCUUGGUGGAGAUCCAUGGCCACCUUUACUAGAACUAAACCUCAUGUUAAUGUGGGGACAAUUGGACAUGUUGAUCAUGGGAAGACUACCCUUACUGCAGCAAUCACAAAGGUUCUAGCAGAAGAAGGCAAAGCAAAGGCUGUAGCCUUUGAUGAAAUUGAUAAAGCCCCUGAAGAGAAAAAGAGAGGAAUUACAAUUGCAACGGCUCAUGUGGAGUAUGAAACUGCUAAACGUCACUAUGCCCAUGUUGACUGCCCUGGACAUGCAGAUUAUGUAAAGAACAUGAUUACUGGAGCGGCCCAGAUGGAUGGUGGAAUUCUAGUUGUAUCCGCUCCCGAUGGGCCCAUGCCACAGACAAAGGAGCAUAUUCUGCUUGCUCGUCAGGUCGGUGUGCCAUCACUUGUGUGCUUCCUGAAUAAAGUUGAUGCAGUUGAUGAUCCAGAGUUACUAGAGCUUGUGGAAAUGGAGCUCCGUGAACUGCUUAAUUUCUACAAGUUUCCUGGAGAUGAAAUUCCCAUCAUUCGAGGAUCAGCAUUAUCUGCUCUACAGGGAACAAAUGAAGAAAUAGGGAAAAAGGCCAUCUUGAAGUUAAUGGAUGCUGUGGAUGAAUACAUUCCUGACCCUGUGAGGCAACUAGACAAGCCUUUCCUAAUGCCGAUAGAAGAUGUUUUCUCAAUUCAGGGACGUGGAACUGUUACAACUGGACGUGUUGAACAAGGGACCAUUAAAGUUGGUGAAGAAGUUGAGAUUUUGGGGUUAAUGCAGGGUGCUCCUCUAAAAACAACAGUGACAGGUGUUGAGAUGUUUAAGAAAAUUUUGGAUCAAGGACAAGCUGGUGACAAUGUGGGUCUUCUACUGCGUGGUCUUAAGCGAGAAGAUGUGCAAAGAGGACAGGUGAUUGCGAAGCCUGGAACUGUGAAAACAUACCGGAAAUUUGAGGCUGAGAUAUAUGUCCUUACAAAGGAUGAAGGUGGACGUCAUACUGCCUUCUUCUCCAACUACAGGCCACAAUUUUACAUGAGGACUGCAGAUAUCACUGGGAAAGUGGAGUUGCCUGAAAAUGUUAAGAUGGUUAUGCCUGGGGACAAUGUUACUGCAACUUUUGAGCUGAUCUCACCCGUUCCCCUUGAAGCAGGACAAAGGUUUGCCUUGAGAGAGGGAGGUAGAACUGUUGGAGCAGGUGUGGUGUCUAAAGUGAUUAGUUGAGUGUUUGAUGCCAGAACUUUUGUGAUUUUUGUCUCCUUGUUCGUUAAAAGAGCUCUAGGUAAGAAGACCUGAUUGGAAAAAGAUAAUGCAGUGCAAUCAUUUUUCUAGGUAAGAAGACCUGAUUGGAAAGAGAUAAUGCAGUGCAAUCAUUUUCUUACAGUCUGCACUUGAUGCAAUGCGGAUUCUAGGCAUUACUGAGGAGACUGUUAGUGAUGGCAAGAAUUUGUUAAUUUGAAAAAAUGAUCAUCUUCAAGUACUUCAUCCAUAGUGCAAUGGAUCAAAAACAUACCUUGAUCUUUUUCCUCCGGCAGCUUUACGUGAUAUUUAAAUAAUAUUCCUUUCAUAUUGUAUUACACAAGUGCCACUAACUCGUUUAAGACUUUUCCAUGUCAAAGUUUUUUCGUGGUUGUACUGGGAGUGACCUAUCCCAAUGACAAGCAUAAUUUAUGGAUAAAAGUUCGAAUAGAUGUCACGCAAUUUUGAAAGAAACACAAUUUACACGUUGAGGGCCCGUUAGUAGUUUGCCUGCAAUUUGAUUCGGUACCUCAAUCUGCAGCUAUGCCUAUACUGGCAAGAGUAAUGCAAUGCAAUGCAAAUUCUAGUUCUCACUGCACAGAUGGAAAUUACCAAGAUUCACGCUUAUGAGUGGCCUCUGUAAACUAUGUUGUUUCCAUGUAGUCAACUACACUCGAUGAACUCGUGCAGCCGUACUGGUGUGCGCACGGUUGACACGCAGUUCGAAUCAGAAAUAUAUGCCUUUAUAAUAAAACUGUCGGCUGAAAUUGUUCCGGCAGGCGGUGGAUUCACAAGUACAACGCCUGGAUCAUCGGUGGAUUGCAGCUCCAUAUCAAUUUGCCAAUAAGCAGCGACUUUUCCAAAACGAUGGCCAACGCUACAAAAUUCAGUUAUAGCAAUUAUUCUUCUUCUUAAAAGGGGGGUUGGAGGAGAAUCCUACGAACUUCUAACUUAAACAUCCAAAAGCGUAGUCAACAUUCCAUGCAAAAUUUGUGUAGCAUGUUCAUACUUAUUUGUUCACUUGCAAGUUAUUUAGGG